Molecule: messenger RNA, 1254 nt
Organism: Ophidiomyces ophidiicola
Lineage: Eukaryota; Fungi; Ascomycota; Eurotiomycetes; Onygenales; Onygenaceae
Exons: 3
Coding region: 1-1254 (417 amino acids)
Source: RefSeq, a predicted model, not a curated record
AUGUCUGAUGACGAGGCGGAUCCAGAGCUUCUCGAGCUCCUGCGCCAAUCUUUGGGCCUGGGGCGCCCGCCAAAAGAUGCGCCUGCCGAUACUAAAGUACUUCAAAGCGCCCAAUAUAUUUUUGACAACGCUAUAGAUAUUGCGCUGGAUCCGUCAAAGACCAAAGAGGCAGCAGAAACAAUCUGGCAGAUGAUGCAGGAGAGACAUUACUCUACCAAGACGUGGGCAUCACACGAGCUUCAUCCAAAAGAAAAGGGCGAGAAAACCGUUCAUUUUAUCUUCACUAUGGACCUCCUAAAUUUCUGCUUCUGGUCUGAUGAGACUGAACGCUUUGCAAUUGAGUAUCGUGAAACUCGCUGGACGGGCUAUUGGAGCUUGGUUGCUGCUUUACAGCGAGCGCUAGAAGAAGGGAUCCCAAUCACGGACCCUGAAUUUUGGCAGAACGAAGAAACGUGCACCGACGAUGUAAUUAGGCAUGUGUUUCGGUCAGCGACUGCUGAAGAAAUUCCACUCCUAAAAGAGAGAAUAGAAUGUUUACGAGAAGCCGGACAGGUUCUUUGUGAUGAAUACGACGGCAGCUUUGUCAAUUGCAUCAAAAAAGCAAACAACUCGGCUGCCGGCCUCGUAAACAUUCUGGCUCGGGAUUUCCCUUGCUUUCGUGACGAAGCAACAUUUGAAGGGAAGACGGUGCGCUUUUACAAACGUGCUCAAAUUCUCGUCGCCGAUAUCUGGGCAUGUUUCAGAGGUAGAAAAUAUGGUAAAUUUGAUGACAUUGACAAGAUCACGAUGUUUGCGGACUAUCGUGUUCCACAAAUGCUUCACCAACUGGGCUGCCUGUUGUAUUCCCCGCCGCUGGAGAGUCACAUCCGUCAGCUUAAGCCGAUCCCAAGCGGCCACAAGUGGGAAUUAGAAAUGCGGGGUGCGAGUAUUUGGUGUGUGGAACUCAUCCGUCAAAUCAUCAUGAAAAACCAUGCGGCAGCCAAAGCUGGUGCUUAUGCUGAAGGAUCGUCGUCGUCAACAUCUGGAUCGCAGUCGGUUGAACCGUUAGAUGUGGAGCCGGAAGAGAAGAAUGAAACAAAUGAGGUACAGAAAGGUGAUGGUCAGUGCCCAGCUGAUGACGACGAUCCAGAAGAGAAGCCCAUGGGUAUCAAUGCCAUUUUAAUUGAUUUCUUACUAUAUGAUAGGAUGAAGGAGAUGGAGAAAGAUGGGAAAGAAGAGAUACCGCAUCAUCGAACAAGAAGCAUCUGGUAUUGA